Messenger RNA from Volvox carteri f. nagariensis, 1216 nucleotides. RefSeq lists its product as uncharacterized. Bases 52 to 507 code for a protein of 151 amino acids. Gene Ontology annotation, biological process: translational initiation. Gene Ontology annotation, cellular component: cytosol. The transcript is spliced from 3 exons. Lineage: Eukaryota; Viridiplantae; Chlorophyta; Chlorophyceae; Chlamydomonadales; Volvocaceae. Gene Ontology annotation, molecular function: RNA binding; translation initiation factor activity; ribosome binding. The record is from RefSeq and is a predicted model, not a curated record.
UGAGUGGGACGCGCCUGCAAUUUUGCUAAGGAGGUACAUAAUUGAAGAGAAAUGCAGACCUCUCAACUUCUUCAGCAGAGGCCAACGGCCAAGGCGGCUGGUUUCCGGUGUUUUGCACCAAACGUUCGGCCCGUGGCGCAGCGCAUCGCUCGCUCUUGGUUGCAUCCAACUUCCCAGGCUUCCACGGCGUACGCGAAUGCCCUUGUCGCACGUGCGGUUGCCAGCCAAGCGGGCACACCACCGCCUCGAGCUGGAAAGAAGAAAGUCAAGAAGAUGGUUGACAUUACAGGCGAGGUGCUGAAGGAUCUGUCGAACGGCAUGUUUCAGGUCAAGCUGGAGAACGGGGUUAGCGUCAUUGCACAUUUGUCAGGGAAGAUUCGGCAAAAUAGGAUUAAGGUUGUCGUGGGUGAUACGGUUACGGUAGAGCUCAGCCCAUACGACCUGACAAAGGGACGUAUUACGCUUCGCCACAAACCCGGAGAGUCAGCCCCGCCGGCGACGAAGUAAUCACGCAGAGUCCAUGCUCUGGUCACCGCUGCUUAAUAGCAAGGGGGAUUGCAGGGGAGAUUUUUCUGCUAUUCAGUAUGUGAGCAUGUUGGAGAACCUCCCCUGCCUGCAUACCACUAUGGUUUUUGUGCAUGAUGUCUGAUAGUGUCCCGGAUGAAUACGGGUGCAAGGGUUACUUGUUGAGUGAUAAGUGUUUUUGAUUGGUUUUGCUGGUGUGUGGAGGAAUUCUCUGGAUUGUCCGAGUGCUGACGGACACCGCGAAGAAGGCAGGUGCCAUGGCCCGGCUAUGCAAGCCUUUGCCACCGCCGCUGGCGCCGCAGUCGGGAGCAAAGACAGCAGGUUCUGUAGAUGUCUUGGCGGCAAGUAUUACGGGUUGAGAGUACUCCGUGGCGUUGGACACCCCAAACACGUUUUUGACACCGUGCGCUUGACACGUCGCGCGGUGCUCUGUGUCGUAUUGUGCCUGAAGAGCCAAAAGCUGCGGGGUCGCCCCAUGGCAGGAUUUAGCGGGGCGGCAGUCGUGGUUGAAUGCAUGAUUGAUCUGCGUGACAGGGCCCCGAAAGUGCGGCCACACCCAAUACGGCCGUGUCCUGUCGGCCAGUGCUUGGUUCCUCCUGGCUCUACCUCUGAAUCAUUUAAAGGUUUCAAAACUUAUUGAAGAAUCGCUACGACGAUGGCAUAAUGCUUUUAUUUUUCCAAUGUACCUCAC